This is a messenger RNA of Monascus purpureus, 2091 nucleotides long. The record is from the annotation of a GenBank genome assembly. NCBI's taxonomy places the organism in Eukaryota, Fungi, Ascomycota, Eurotiomycetes, Eurotiales, Aspergillaceae.
GUUUUAUCCUUUCGCACUGGCACCAAACUCUGUGGUGUUGUCUAAAAAAGGAAUAGACGGCAAUCUCGCAUAGAAGAGCCGAGAAAUAGAAAAAACCAGGGGAAAAAGGGAAAAAGUCCACAAAGAAAAUUUGUUUCUCUUUCUGCUGCAACCCCUCUGCGCGCUCUUGCUUUGGUUCCCAAUUCUCCAGGCAGCUACUUUCUGCCCCUUCACCGCCCACGACGGCUCUUCAUCUCCUCAUUCUACAUACGGAUACGUGGGCCACUAUUUGCCUCGAGUCAGCACCUCGCAAUCACCCACAAAAGCCCUCGUACGGCACAGGAGAGUAAUUACUAGAGAAGAGCAAAGCUUACGGGGCAAAAAGAAGGGGGAAAAGAAGACAUUUCUCAUCAUGGCGGCACCAACAGGGCAAACUUCUUUCGAUCCCAAGUAUGAUCAGUACGAUUUCCCGACCAUUGCGCCAGUACCCCUACCGGGUCACCCUGGCCACACAACUCCCGAGCAGGAUGCCAAGGUGUUCCAGCUUCGCUCUGAGUUGGAGAGGUUAGGGUACACUGAAAGAUUGGAUACGUUGACGCUGUUGCGGUUUUUGAGGGCGAGAAAGUUCGAUGUUCAGGCUGCUAAGACUAUGUUCAUUGAAAGUGAGAAGUGGAGGAAAGAGUUCGGAACAGACGACCUCGCUCGCACUUUUGAUUACACUGAGAAGGCUCAGGUCUUCAAAUUCUACCCCCAGUACUACCAUAAAACUGACAAAGAUGGAAGACCCGUCUACAUUGAGAAGUACGGCAAGAUCGAUCUUAGCGCCAUGUACAAGAUCACCACCGCCGAGCGUAUGCUACAGAACCUCGUAUGCGAGUACGAGAAACUCGCGGAUCCCCGGCUCCCUGCGUGCUCGCGAAAGGCGGGGAAGCUCAUGGAGACCUGCUGCACAAUAAUGGACUUGAAGGGAGUUGGUAUCACGAGCAUCCCGUCUGUCUACGGAUAUGUUCGCCAGGCAUCUUCCAUCUCGCAGAACUACUAUCCAGAGAGACUGGGUAAGCUGUACCUGAUCAACGCCCCUUGGGGCUUCAGCGGCGCUUUCAACAUCAUCAAGGGCUUCCUUGACCCUGUCACGGUUAACAAAAUCCACGUCCUCGGAAGCAACUACAAGAAAGAGCUGUUGGGGCAGGUCCCUGCAGAGAACCUACCCGUCGAGUUCGGAGGUACCUGCAAGUGUCCGGGAGGCUGCGAGCUAAGUGACAUGGGACCAUGGCAAGAGCCCGAGUGGGCCAAGCCACCUAAGUGGGCUUUGCCUAAGGAUGGUGAAAAGUCCGCUCAAGAAGAGGAGGCCGUUAUCAAGAAUGAGGACCCUGGCUUGGAAGGGAAAGUCGAAGAGGUGGUAGAGGUCUCCAAGCCCAGCGCAUAAGCAUAUAUUCCAACCCAAUCAGCGUUUCACACAUAUUUUAACAGCUCAAUCCAUAUCCCUUUUUAACCAAUUCCUACUCAGUCCGCCUACUACUCGAGCGCAUCAGCGUUUCCCCUUUUCCAUUUGUGCUCUUUCUCCCCCUUUCUUUCUUUUGGAUCAGCAUGUGAAGAUCUCCUAUUGCACAACUGGAUUAUCUACUGAAAGCUUCAUUUUUCUUUUCUUUUUCCUUUCUGUCUCUUUCCCUCUUUAGCUUUUCUUUUUUCUGUUCCAUAGAGGAAAGGGUAAGUUAUACAUGAUGGUGACCUGGUGUUCUCAGUGGUUUCUUUGUUUCUUUUUUCCUUCGGUCGACCUACGUUUACAAAAACAGCAAACUACAGCCUGUGCAUAAUAAAUAAAACUCUCUCUAUUGUUUUCUUUUUCUCUCCCUUUUUCCUCAUCUGGCUGGGAACUGCCCCUGACCUGGUCGAGCCCUCACAAUUGAUCUAGAUACAUUUAUAAUUAGCGGUCUUCUACUGCUUUCAUUUCAUUAGAUGGAUGGGAAUGGAUCUGGUUGGUUUGAGUGAUCGAUAUGGUUUCAGUCUAUGUUGUGUUUCAAAAUCUGUUUAUGGUAGGAAUCUAGAUUGCUAGAACUGGCGUCUAUUCUAUGUUACCAUAUGCUGUUAAAGAGUCAAUCUAAUGAAUCAAUU